AUGCUCGAGACAGAAUAUAACAUGAAUAAUGAUAUAUCUCUCCUGUUCCGAUGUGUGCCAUUGGACUUUGCUGGAGUCAACAUGGCCAAGGUAGUCAACUUCCCCCAAUUAUCCUCCGUCCACCUCGACAAUUACACGAAUCUGUGCACGGCAUUCUUGAGGCACUCCAAGUUCCAGCGCCUUACAUCGCUCGACGGCAUCGCCGCUUCAUUCGAACUCGAAGAUAGCGACAAAUAUGCAAGUCUGUUCGAUGUUUGCAGGCACCACUUUACGCCAUUCUUCAAGAUCCAUCCUGUAGCCCAGCUUGACGUCAUAACUACACCCACAUCAGUACAGGCAGCGGCCCUUUGUAAUCUCGACAAUUCGGUCAGCAACUUGGAAGCGGUGAUGUCUGUCAUGUUGACGCUCCCACUUUUCAAAGAUCUACCGCCUCUCGUUGAUACGGAACUGGUCAACCACAUGGUUCCCCCCAAAUUCCUUGCCGGGAAGGUCGACUGGGCUGGCGCGUGA
Molecule: messenger RNA, 510 nt
Organism: Pleurotus ostreatus (oyster mushroom)
Lineage: Eukaryota; Fungi; Basidiomycota; Agaricomycetes; Agaricales; Pleurotaceae
Exons: 1
Coding region: 1-510 (169 amino acids)
Source: RefSeq, a predicted model, not a curated record